This is a messenger RNA of Truncatella angustata, 2445 nucleotides long. Its product is annotated as U3 small nucleolar ribonucleoprotein complex, subunit Mpp10. The coding region runs from base 111 to 2378 and encodes 755 amino acids. Gene Ontology annotation, cellular component: Mpp10 complex; small-subunit processome; sno(s)RNA-containing ribonucleoprotein complex. Lineage: Eukaryota; Fungi; Ascomycota; Sordariomycetes; Amphisphaeriales; Sporocadaceae. The record is from RefSeq and is a predicted model, not a curated record. Gene Ontology annotation, biological process: rRNA processing. The transcript has a single exon.
CCAAGUAAAGUUUCGAGCGCCGUGGAAGAAAAAAAAACUAGAUAGAGAAAAAGACUACGUCGGAAUUAUUUUGUAGGCUUGACUGCGUAGUCUGAGUCUCAAAUAUAGCCAUGGCAGGAACUGCCGGCAGCAUAUCCUCUUCUUCAUCUGCCACCCUCACUCACACCCCCGGCAUGGCCUUCCUCUCCAACUUUACCGACUCUUCCAAACCUGGCGCCGCUUCCGACAUGCUCGCUCUUUUCGAGGCCAUCAAGUCGGGCAACCGCCACGGUUUCCUGCAGCCCACUGCCUCGGUCUCCAAUGCCUCGCUGCAGCUGGCCAAGGCCACGCUCGACGCAUACGCAGGCCAAGUAAGCGACGAGCAACAACAACGACAGAGAGAGGCCAACAAGAAGAGGAAGCGCGCCGAUGGCCCCGCCGAGAAGGCCGAUGUCCUCAAGAUCCGGAAACUGCACAUUGAUGGCUUUGAGAACGGUCAGGUCUGGCAGCAGGCGAGGAGAAUCAUCUCGAGCGCACUCCAAGACUCUGAAGACAUACUGGAAGACCUGGAGCUUAGCAGCGACACCAAAACCAACGGCGUCAAUGGUCAUGCUGAAGAGCUCGAUUCCGACGCAGAAGACUCCGCGUCUGACUCCGACGAAGAGGACCUUAGCGGGGAAGACGAAGACUUCUCUGGCGAGGAGAUGAGCGGCCUCCUCGACGGGGAGGUUGAAGAGGAUGAAGAGUCUCUGGCCGAGGAUGGUGAAGAGGACAUUGAAGACGAAGACGACCUAGAAGAGGACCUCGAUGGUGAUUUCAGCAAAUUCGACGACGAGGAAGCCGAAGGCGAAAGUGACGACGAAGAGGACGAGCUCGUUGAGGACCCCAACGGUCUCAAUGAUGGUUUCUUCAAUAUUGACGCCUUCAACAAGCAAAGUCAGUUCUUCGAAAACCAGGAUGCCAGAGCCGAUCCCAACACAGACGCCGCAAGCGACGAUGACGAGCUUGACUGGCACACAGAUCCUCUCGCAGCAAAACCUACAGCUAAUGGGAAACGGUCAAAAGGUGGAGAUGAUGAGUCUGAGGAUGACGGUCUUAAUGUUGAAGAAGAGGAAGACGACGACGAUGAAGAGGGUGGCCCUACUUUCGGCGACAUGGACCUAGAUGCGCCCGAGGGCGAAAGCGAUGCGGAAGAGGACGACGAAGGGGAGGAGGACGUGGCAGGCGGUAUGGAGUUCAAUGCCAACGACGUCUUCUACAAGGACUUCUUUGCGCCACCCGCCAAAAAGGGGUCGAAGAACGGAAAACCGCGGAAACCUAGAGCACCCAAAUAUACGGCACCGGAUGACAGGGACAUUGGUCGCGCCAUGGAAGACGUCAAGAGGGAUCUUUUUGAAGACGAGUCCGACCACGAGAACUCGGAUGACGCACUUUCAGACGUAUCCGCCGGUGAUGUCAGGUCUCGAAGGUCAGCGCACGAGAGGCGACAGGCCAAACUAGCUGAAGAGAUCCGCAAGUUGGAGGCUGAAAACGUAGCGCAGAAGAAGUGGACUCUCAGUGGUGAGGCGUCUGCUACGGAGCGACCUAUGCACUCGCUUUUGGAGGAAGACAUGGACUUUGAGCACGUCGGCAAACCAGUUCCUGUCAUCACACAGGCCGUCAGCGAAAGCAUUGAGGAUAUGAUCAAGAGACGAAUUCUGGCGCAGGAGUUUGACGAGGUUCUGAGGAGGCGGCCGGACACUGACGGAGCAGCCCAUACCCGACGUGGUCUCGUCGAACUUGACGAUGCGAAGAAUAAGCAAAGUCUUGCCGAGAUGUACGAGGAGGAGCAUGUCAAGAAUGCCAACCCGGACGCAUACGUCAGCAAGGCCGACGAAAAGCUCCAGAAGGAGGAGAAGGAAGUCGAACAGAUGUGGAAGGAGCUCAGCGCCAGCCUUGAUGCUCUCAGCAGCUGGCACUACAAGCCGAAGCCCGCGGCUCCAUCUCUCACGGUCGUGGCCGACGUGGCGACGGUCAGCAUGGAAGACGCCCAACCCGCUACAGCCCAAGGUGUCAGUGGCGGCGACAACACGCUCGCACCACAAGAGAUCUACAAGGCUAGCAAGGACAGCGCAGAGAAGGGCGAAGUUGUCGGCAAGAGUGGCCUGCCAGUUGCCCGACAGGAGCUCAGUCGUGAAGACAAGACGAGAAGACGCAGAAGGACCAAGGAGAGAAUCCGCAAGGCUGGUGGCAUUGACGAGAAAAACCUCUCUGGCAAGGCGCAGGCACAGAAGCAGAACCUUGCCGACCUCAAGAAGGGAGGCGUCAAGGUCAUCAACAAGAGGGGAGAAGUCCUCGAUGUCGAGGGCAACAAGGCAAAGGCAGCCAAGGCUCUUCAGAGCAGCAACUUCAAGUUGUAGAUAUCAAAAUUGUAGCAUUGCAUUUGCACGGAGCGAAGAUAAACCCAAGGAGAAUUCGUACCAACAG